AUGUCAAAUGAUAAUGACUUAACUUUAUGGUACUUUAAUGUCUUUGAUUCUUCAAAAAUAGGCUACAAGACACUUGAAAGCUUGACUUCACGUUCAGAGAAGUUUGCAAAUGUGAUCACUACUGAUGGUUAUGCUGUAUCCUUUAUGUUUAAGAAAGCCGUCGCUAUCCAAGAUGAAUCUAAAAGAGAACCAAACACACCCAGUAUAUCAACUAUCUUUACUGCAGUAGUCUCUACAGAGCAUGAACGUAUCCGAACUACAAACUUGGAAGAAUACUAUCAUUUAUGUGGUUACAGUAUUGCUACAAGAAGACGAAAAGAAUACCAAGAGUGCCAUUUAGACGAAUUUAAGUAUAUUAGCGAAUUACCUACUUUAAAAACUGCAAACUUGACCUCAUUUUUAUUAGCUGCCUCUAUACGUCUACGAAGCUAUCAAAGAAUCCAUAACAACUAUUGCCAACAUAAAUGCAUAGGCCUUAAAAGCUACAGUUCAAGACUUAUAUCAACAAGCAAAAAGGAACUCAAGAAAUUGUUAAAAGGCUCUUUGACAACAGUAAGAAAUAUAGCACAUCAAGCACAUUUGGCGCUAAAACCAAACCCCAAACAAAAGCAAACAUGUACCUCUACCUCCUCUCCGCAGAAGCGGACCAUUGCGUUUGGAAAUGGUUCUUUUGGUUCAAGUAUGAAAGGAAAACGAGCUGCACCUACUAGACGUAUUACUGAGGAAAUCGAACGAAAAUGCAAACAAUCUAAUGGGGAACCACAUUUGAUUAUGUUGACGAGCACUUCACAAGUGUAA
Messenger RNA from Rhizopus microsporus ATCC 52813, 798 nucleotides. RefSeq lists its product as uncharacterized. The record is from RefSeq and is a predicted model, not a curated record. The transcript is spliced from 4 exons. NCBI's taxonomy places the organism in Eukaryota, Fungi, Mucoromycota, Mucoromycetes, Mucorales, Rhizopodaceae. The coding region runs from base 1 to 798 and encodes 265 amino acids.